AGCUCCUCACUCGCCGCCCGGAGUCCCCGCGGCCAGGCGCGGGCGUCCCAGGCCGGACCCAGGCGGGACUCAGGCGCCCGCGUCUGCCCCGCGCACGGAGCCCGACGUCCUCCCGGAUCGACCGCACAGUUGAGCGCGCAGCGGCAGCGAUGCGACCCUCGGGGCCGGUCGGGCCCGCGCUCCUGGCGCUACUGGCCGCGCUCCUGCAGGCGGGACAGGCGCUGGAGGAAAAGAGAGUUUGCCAGGGCACAAGCAACAAGCUGACCCAGCUGGGCCCUUUUGAGGACCACUUCCUGAGCCUGCAGAGGAUGUUCAACAGCUGUGAGGUGGUGCUGGGGAACCUGGAGAUCACCUACGUGCAGAGGAACCACGACCUCUCCUUCUUAAAGACCAUCCAGGAGGUGGCUGGCUACGUGCUCAUUGCCCUCAACACCGUGGAGAGCAUCCCUUUGGAGAGCCUGCAAAUCAUCCGAGGAAAUGUGCUGUAUGAAAACACCUACGCCUUAGCCGUUCUGUCCAACUACGGAGCCAACAAGACCGGGCUGAGGGAGCUGCCCAUGAGGAACUUGCAGGAAAUCCUUCAUGGAGCUGUGCGAUUCAGCAACAACCCUGUCCUGUGCAAUGUGGAGACCAUCCAGUGGCGGGACAUUGUUCACGGUGACUUCCUGAGCAACAUGUCUCUGGACAUGCAGAACCCCCUGGGCAGCUGCCAGAAGUGUGACCCAAGCUGUCCCAAUGGAAGCUGCUGGGGCGCAGGUGGCGAGAACUGCCAGAGACUGACCAAAAUCAUCUGCGCCCAGCAGUGCUCUGGACGCUGCCGCGGCAAGUCCCCCAGCGACUGCUGCCACAACCAGUGUGCCGCCGGCUGCACAGGCCCACGGGAGAGCGACUGCUUGGUCUGCCGUAAAUUCAGAGACGAAGCCACCUGCAAGGACACCUGCCCACCUCUCAUGCUGUACAACCCCACCACAUACCAGAUGGAUGUCAACCCCGAGGGAAAAUACAGCUUUGGUGCCACCUGUGUCAAGAAAUGUCCCCGUAACUACGUGGUGACAGAUCACGGCUCCUGUGUCCGGGCCUGUGGUCCCGACAGUUACGAGGUGGAGGAAGAUGGCGUCCGCAAGUGUAAGAAGUGCGAGGGGCCUUGUCGCAAAGUUUGUAACGGGAUAGGAAUUGGUGAAUUUAAAGACACAUUGUCCAUAAAUGCCACAAACAUCAAACACUUCAAAAACUGCACGUCCAUCAGUGGUGAUCUGCACAUCCUGCCAGUGGCAUUCAGGGGGGAUUCCUUCACCCGCACCCCGCCCCUGGACCCCGCGGAGCUGGACAUCCUGAAAACCGUGCGGGAGAUCACAGGAUUUCUGCUGAUUCAGGCGUGGCCAGAAAACAAGACUGACCUCCAUGCCUUUGAGAACCUAGAAAUCAUCCGUGGCAGGACAAAGCAGCAUGGUCAGUUUUCUCUUGCGGUUGUCGGCCUGGACAUAACAUCCCUGGGACUGCGCUCCCUCCAAGAGAUUAGCGAUGGAGACGUGAUCAUUUCAGGAAACCGAGACCUGUGCUAUGCAAACACAAUAAACUGGAAAAAGCUUUUUGGAACCUCCAGCCAGAAAACCAAAAUUAUCAACAACCGGGGAGACAAGGACUGCAAGGCUGCUGGCCACGUCUGUGACCCGCUGUGCUCAUCGGAGGGCUGCUGGGGCCCCGAGCCCAGGGACUGUGUCUCCUGCCGAAAUGUCAGCCGUGGCAAGGAGUGUGUGGAGAGGUGCAACGUUCUGGAGGGUGAGCCCAGGGAGUUUGUGGAGAACUCUGAGUGCAUUCAGUGCCAUCCGGAAUGUCUGCCCCAGGCCAUGAACAUCACCUGCACAGGACGGGGUCCAGAUAACUGCAUCAAGUGUGCACACUUCAUCGAUGGCCCUCACUGUGUCAAGACCUGCCCAGCCGGAGUCAUGGGGGAAAACGACACCCUGGUCUGGAAGUUUGCUGACGCUGGACGCAUCUGCCGCCUUUGCCACCCAAACUGCACCUAUGGCUGUGCUGGGCCAGGUCUCGAAGGCUGUGCAACAAAUGGGCCCAAAAUCCCCUCCAUCGCCACGGGGGUUGUAGGCGGUCUCUUCCUGCUGGUGGUGCUGGGCCUCGGCAUCGGCCUCUUCAUGCGCAGGCGCCACAUUGUCCGGAAGCGCACCUUGCGCCGACUGCUGCAGGAGAGAGAGCUCGUGGAGCCUCUUACACCCAGUGGGGAGGCCCCCAACCAAGCCCUCCUGAGGAUCUUAAAGGAAACAGAAUUCAAGAAGCUCAAAGUCCUGGGCUCUGGAGCGUUUGGCACCGUGUAUAAGGGACUCUGGAUUCCAGAAGGCGAGAAAGUUAAAAUCCCCGUGGCCAUCAAGGAGUUAAGAGAAGCCACGUCUCCAAAGGCCAACAAGGAGAUCCUCGAUGAGGCCUACGUGAUGGCCAGCGUGGACAACCCCCACGUGUGUCGCCUCCUGGGCAUCUGCCUGACCUCUACUGUGCAGCUCGUCACACAGCUCAUGCCCUUCGGUUGCCUGCUAGACUACGUCCGAGAGCACAAAGACAACAUCGGCUCCCAGCACCUGCUCAACUGGUGUGUGCAGAUCGCAAAGGGCAUGAACUACUUGGAGGACCGGCGUCUGGUGCACCGCGACCUGGCUGCCAGGAACGUGCUGGUAAAGACACCGCAACACGUCAAGAUCACAGAUUUUGGGCUGGCCAAGCUGCUGGGUGCAGAGGAGAAAGAAUACCAUGCAGAGGGGGGCAAGGUCCCCAUCAAGUGGAUGGCUUUGGAAUCGAUUUUACACCGGAUUUACACCCACCAGAGCGACGUCUGGAGCUACGGAGUCACCGUUUGGGAGUUGAUGACCUUUGGGUCCAAGCCUUACGAUGGAAUCCCUGCCAGUGAGAUCGCGUCCGUGCUGGAGAAAGGAGAACGACUUCCACAGCCCCCCAUCUGCACCAUUGACGUCUACAUGAUCAUGGUCAAGUGCUGGAUGAUAGAUGCUGACAGUCGCCCAAAGUUCCGGGAGUUGAUCGUGGAAUUCUCCAAAAUGGCCCGAGACCCUCAGCGUUACCUUGUCAUUCAGGGAGAUGAGCGGAUGCAUUUGCCAAGCCCUACAGAUUCCAAUUUUUACCGUGCCCUGAUGGAUGAAGAGGACAUGGGCGAUGUCAUAGAUGCUGACGAGUACCUCAUUCCUCAGCAGGGCUUCUUCAACAGCCCCUCCACAUCACGGACGCCGCUCUUAAGCUCUCUGAGUGCGACCAGCAACAGUUCCACCGUGGCUUGUGUGGAUAGGAACGGGCAGAGCUGUCCUGUCAAGGAAGACAGCCUCCUGCAGCGGUACAGCUCAGACCCCACUGGUGGCGUGAAUGAGGACAGCAUGGAUGACACGUUCCUCCCAGUGCCUGAAUACAUAAACCAGUACAUUCCCAAGAGGCCUGCAGGCUCUGUGCAGAACCCUGUCUACCAUAACCAGCCUCUGCACCCAGCUCCAGGCAGAGACCCCCACUACCAGGAUCCCCACAGCAGCGCAGUGGGAAACCCUGAAUAUCUCAACACCACCCAGCCUCCCUGUCCCAAUGGCAUCUUUGACAGCCCCACUCCCUGGGCCCAGAAGGGGAGCCACCAAAUGAGCCUGGACAACCCCGAUUACCAGCAAGACUUUUUUCCCAAGGAUGGCAAGCUGAAUGGUAUCUUCAAGGGUCCUACAGCUGAAAACGCAGAAUACCUAAGGGUAGCACCACCAGGCCGUGAAUUUACCACAGCGUGACCUGGAGGACAGCGCUGGCCACGGCGUCCAGACCUCAGACACCAGGGCCAAGGCACAGCAGCUGCUCCAGCCCUGCGUUGCCAUACUUGAGCUGAGUGGCCCCUCCUGGAACCUGGAAGGGCCCUUAGGUGUGCUUUGGGAGGCUGCAGGUACAUUCCUUUGUCUGAAGAUGGAAGCUUCCACCAAAGGGCGUCCAGCAAGAAUGUUGUCCGUUCUGGCGCUAAGGGAUAUUUGAAAAACAUGAACAUCCUUGGGCACUUCUGCUUGGGGACCCUUGGGUGUUAAUCGGUGUUGAUUGCAAUGGAUGCCUGCAAGGAGGGAGCUCUCGUGUGACACCUGCAGCACGAGGUGAUCCAGGCCAGCGUGCACAGGCCUCCACCUUCCAGCCAAGACCAGAGCACUGGCACUUCUUCAAGACACUGCCAUCACAAGCAGACUGAAUAUUCAGGAGACCCCCUGGCCUGCGUGAACCCAUGGCAGGUACAGCAGGAAAAGCCACUUUGUCUCUCCCCGGUUGAGGAAGACGGAUUCUUUCUCACACUCACCUGUGUAUAAAUGUCUCCGUGGUUCACAGUCCCCAGUAGCUCACCUGUGCUGUCUGUGUGUGUUGGACUUGUUUAUUUUCCCUUCCACUAUUUCAAAGCUCAGUAUACUUUCCCUGUGUGGCAGGGGGAAAAGCCCCAUUUGACUCAUGAGCGUCCAGAGCAACAGCUUUCAAUUAGAGGGAAUAAUGCACAGUGCAUAGCCCCUAAACCCCAGUGUCCAACAGAAUGCAAGUUCUGUGGGUGCCUACUGCAAGGCCUCAGAAAUGAAGCUGCUCCAAACCCUGUCAGCCUUUAUCCCCUCCCCUGCCAAGGUACUUUAGGCUCCUAGCAGGUGAUUUUCUUUUCCUUUUACUUUCAACAGUUGUUUUGCUCAAAAGAAUCUGUAUCCCUCCCUGGUGAACUGCCGCAAAGGCCCUCCUCCCUCCUUGACCUGUGUAAAGAAGGGUGUUAGGCCUGAGGCCACUGCAGGCACUGACUGCCCUCUCCGGAGGGAGGAAUGCAUUUUGAGUAGCAUGGGAUUCGAGUGGGAAAUAGGAAAUCAGAAUUUGAAGUUAAUGAUGAAACUUUCACAACACCUACAGAUAGCUUAAGGAAAAUAAAUUUCCCUACUAAAAUAAUUUUGCUGUCCUUGGAGAGUCCACUCCUGAUGUCAGUGCAGCGCGUGCUCCAGACACUUAUUGGACCUCCGCUGCCCAGGCAGUCAAGGAGGGAGUGUUUCAGGCAGGAUUUUCAGGCUGCAGAAAAGUUAUGCCACACACACACAGUCUUCCUUGCUCCUAAAUCACACAUCUCUCAAGUGGGUCAAGGCCUCACACUUAUUACAAGAAUACUUGCUUUUGUCUCAGUGGAAAUAAGACAUGUUCAGGUCCAUCCAUCAUGCUCUGCAAUAUGGUACCUGCAUCGGCAAUGAAGACACAAAAAUGAGUAAAAUGUAGCCCUGCUCAGGGGAGCUGUGGGGCUGGAGCUGGCUGUCAGGCUCCAAGGCACAGUUGUCAGGGGCUGCUGUGCCUGCAGCUUCUCUAGAAGCCUCCGCAAGUCCCUGGUUCCUGCCACCAGCAGUUUAUCCUGAAGAUGCAAAUGCCCCAAUCUGAGCCUGGAUAGAGCCCUGGCACACUUUGCAUUUCUGAGAAGUAGGUUAUAAAAGCAUCAGCCCCCAGCUUGAAUUAGCUGCUCCCCUUUUAAUGGAAUUGUCCUGAAGGUACUUGAGGGCUCUUCCCUCUGAUAAGCACAUUUUUUUUAUAUGUCCUUACCUAUAAACCUAUGAACAUGAGUCCCUGCCUUUUUUCCCAGCCACACCUCUCAUGCCUAUUAGAGAAACAUUCAAAUGGGAUUUUUUAACACAAAUCUAUUUUUGUAACUUUUCUGUGGGAUAUUGUCCUGUUAUGUAGCACUGAACUUUGUAAAGUAUAUUUUUAGGAAACUCAUUUUUCUACUAAAAGAAACAGUUUACUUUAGGAAGACUGCAACAGCAUCGAAAUUUGGAACUCAGAUCUUUGUUUAAAAGGAUGAGACACUUAGAAGUAAGACUGUUCUCCCUGUGCAGGGCACUGCCUCGCCACAGAGCAGAGCUGGCUGCUGGCGUGGUGAAGAGCAGAGUUGUUGUUUCUGUAAUAUUGUAUCAGGUCAGACAGGAAAAGAAGCAGCCAGCGUAGUGCUGGUCCAUGUGGGGCCAAGUCAUGGAAAGGGGCAGCUGUCUUACCUGAGAGAGCCCAGCUCCUGUGCCAGCUGGCCCCUGUGAAUGUAAGAAAGGCAGCAACAGACACUUUGUUGGUUGCUUUAGUAUGCUGCCAAGGCAAAUGAUUUUAUGUUUGUAUUUACAAUUGAUAAUGCAUUUACCAGUAUAGACUGGAAAUAUCUGGAGAGCCUACUAACGAUCACCAUAAUUUUGGUCACUUGGUAUUUUGAGGAAAUGCACCAGCAGUGCCACCAGCUCCAUGCAUGGCCACCUAGAGAGAAGCCUGUGAGCCCUGGCUGCAGUGACAUCACAGGGGAGCUUUCAGAGGCAUUGAACCCCAGCUGUACUGUAGCCCAGUGAGACACGGUAAACCUCUAGGGGUGAGACCUGGCAUCUGUAUUCUUGCAUGCUCAGGGAUUGCCAGUCUGGAGACUUGGACUUGCAGGCAAAUUCUGAAGCUGUAGGUAACGCCCAGGCCCAGAGGACUCUGAGCCACCCAGACCUCAGCAUCUGCCGCUGGGAAUCAAGAGUUGGUCAGGGCUUCCCUGAUGAGUGCCCAAGCACAAGAGGAGACAAUGUCCAGCCAGGGGAGGAAAGCAAAGGAAACAUAAAACAGACUUCUUUCCCCAUUUCCUGAGCUCGCUGCCUCUGUCAGAGGUGGGUUGGAAGUAAGAUAGCAAUAAUGAAUACUCUUGAGGCCUGUGCCGCCAGGGCCGUUGUUGGGACGAAGCGGACUUCAGUCCCCAGAGUGAAAGAACGUUGACUGUCAGUCACAGUACAAAGGGCAGACUGGGAGGACUGCACCAGGAAUUGGUGGUUCAGAAAGAAGAAUCCAAGACCAGGAUUCUUGCUUGAAGAAGAAUUGUAUUUUUUCAAAAGUUGACCUGAGCUAAGAAUGGCAUGCAGGCUGUGUCUUCCCCUGCCCAGCCACAGUGUGGCCCCUGAGCUACUGCAGAGGGACUGAGCCUCGCCCUGCCACCUUGAAGGAGACUUUGCAAGGGAAGCUUACACACAGAUGUUUGCAGGUGUGUUCGCUUACUCUAAAAGAGGAAACCCUGUUGGCCUGAUCUGCCUACAGAAUAAUCUUGCUGUGACAGACUCUUGGAAAUUCAGAGGCCCCGUGGAUCUGGGGAUGCUGGGAGAGAUUGUGAUGUGACUGAUCAGCUACAGACAGCAGUAACUUUACAGCUUCUACAUGUGGUACGUUUUAAUCUUGUAAAGUUUUGCAAUGAUGAAAGCAGUGUUUGUACAAAUGCAAGGUAAGAAUCUUUUUAUAUGGUUUAUACUUCUGAUCAGAACUUGUUGAUUGUAUAUUGAGCAUUAAAGAACAGCUGUAUAUUAUUCAUUGUUCUUUACUCCUAAGUACCUUACAAUAAGAAUGUAUUAACAAUGCAAUAUUGAUAUUAGUUAUUAA
This is a messenger RNA of Lepus europaeus (European hare), 7413 nucleotides long. It is a transcript of the gene EGFR, whose product is annotated as epidermal growth factor receptor. The transcript is spliced from 28 exons. Gene Ontology annotation, cellular component: basal plasma membrane; signaling receptor complex. NCBI's taxonomy places the organism in Eukaryota, Metazoa, Chordata, Mammalia, Lagomorpha, Leporidae. Bases 150 to 3779 code for a protein of 1209 amino acids. Gene Ontology annotation, biological process: cell surface receptor protein tyrosine kinase signaling pathway; positive regulation of epithelial cell proliferation; cell differentiation. The record is from RefSeq and is a predicted model, not a curated record. Gene Ontology annotation, molecular function: ATP binding; epidermal growth factor receptor activity; epidermal growth factor binding.